UCAACAAAGCUACUCAUUGCUAUGGUAACACUGAGUUUUAAAGCAUUCAGGGGAGCUAAUGAGGGUCGAGCCUUUGCUUUUGGUUCGGCAAGAAAAAAAGUCACGCUGUACAGCCGCCCUUGUACCAACAAUUUGCCUUGUCUAAAAGCCCUUCCUUUUUUUCUUAACCUUUGUUAAAUAAUAUGCAUCGCUUCAAGGCAAAAGGUAUCAGUACUCGUUUAGCUUCUCAAGCCCAAUGGGUGAACCCUAAAGACCAAGUUACAAAGUGGAAUAUUGUUACCGGUGACAAGGUUGCUGUUAUUGCUGGUAAAGACAAAGAUACCAUUGGUGAAAUCAAGUCAGUCAACCGCCAAACAAACACCGUUAUUGUCGAAGGAAAGAAGCUUGCCAAGAAACAUGUUCCUAUGCAACCUGGUGCACCUGAAGGCGUUAUCAGAAAAGAAUUGCCCAUUCAUUACUCUAAUAUUAUGCUACUUCAUCCUGAUACACAAAUGCCUACUCGUAUUGAUCGUCGUAAGGUUACAGAGACCUUGUCAGAUGGUCGCAUUGUUUCACGCUGGAGUAGAUUUGUCAAAGGUACCGAUAUUGAAAUUCCUAAGCCUGUCAGAAAAUACAACGAUCAAAGUGGAGAGGAGCUUUUCACAACAUCUCCUGAAGAUGCAACCAGUGCCACUUACACUCCCGAUCAUUCACAACCUCCCUUCCCUCAAGAAGUUGUCAGAGAACUUCGAAACAUCUACAAAAAGAAGCCUAUUGUGCCUUUAGCAUAACCAUCAUGAGUCGACAAA
Molecule: messenger RNA, 788 nt
Organism: Gilbertella persicaria
Lineage: Eukaryota; Fungi; Mucoromycota; Mucoromycetes; Mucorales; Choanephoraceae
Product: translation protein SH3-like domain-containing protein
Exons: 4
Coding region: 183-770 (195 amino acids)
Biological process (GO): translation
Cellular component (GO): mitochondrion; ribosome
Molecular function (GO): structural constituent of ribosome; RNA binding
Source: RefSeq, a predicted model, not a curated record